AUGGAGGCAAUGCUGAACCAGUUCAUGGGCGAGGACAGCGGAAUGCUGGGGAGCGCGGAUGAAGGCGACGCCUCACUCCUCACGGCCGAACUUGCCGGGGCUGUGGAUGGGGACAAUGACCAACCGUCACCGCAGGCUCUCCUCCCAACCUUUGACAUGCCCGAAGGCGAUCGUGAAGACGAUAAUGACGAAGAUGAUGAAGAUGAAGGAGAGGUGGAAGAGGAGGAUUACGCUGGGGCCGGUGACGACAAUGGUGGUGGUGGUGGUGGUGAAGAACUCAGCUUGUUGCCCGAGAGCGCGGAGCCAACGGCCGCCGAGGCCGGCGAUCGAGGAGAGGAAGAGGGGGAGGAGGAGGAGGAGCAGGAACCAGCAGCAGGUGGCCAAGACGUCGUAGGUGGAGAGGAGGACAUGGACCUGGAGAGGCCCGAAGGCGAGGGCGACGGCCUCGAGGAAGAAGAGCACACCAAGAACGAAAACGAAGAAAACGAAAAGGACGAGGCGGAGCGGUCGCGCGAUGAGCAGGGGGAGGAGGAGGAGGAGGAAGGGCGCGAAGGCGAAGGCGGAGACACAACAGAGAAGCCGGAGGACGCCGGCGAAGGAGGAGAGGAGGAGGCAGAGCACGAGGAGCCGCGCGAGGAGCUGCCCAAGGUGCGCAAGUGGACCAAGAAGUGGGUGUCCGUCGGGCACCUCAAGCUCUACAAGUGGGUCCCGCUGGACGGUAAUCUGCCCAAGAAGCUGCCCGUGUUGGUGCAGCAGCCCGUGGGCAAGGUCAGCAAGAAAGAGCAGAAGGAGCUUGCCCGCACGCAGCGCCUGCUCAACGACAACGCUCCCAUCACCCGAAGCGUCACCGCUGCCUUCAAAGAGAAGCACCAAAAGGAACAGCAGCAACGGAGCAAGCGAGAUGCGCGCCGCAAGACGUCUCCAUCAGCAUCGCGAAGCACCCGGAGCAGCUCGCGGCUUCGAAACAAAGAAAACAAGGAAAUCUUCUCACAGAUAUCCGAGGACAACAUCAUCACGCCGCAGCGCCUCACCGACGAAGCCCGCGGAAGGAAGCGCAAGGCCAGCUCUGAGGCCGCUGAGGCCGGCGGCGAGACCGAUGCCGAUAUGCUCUCUGCCCCCGCACCGCCCGGCGGAGGUGGUUUGAUCACGAACGACGUGCCACUGGCGCUGCCUGUGCCAGUUUCGCUGUCCCUCACACCAGCCGACGCAGCCAAAGAGCGACGCCUCUACUAG
This is a messenger RNA of Acanthamoeba castellanii str. Neff, 1233 nucleotides long. RefSeq lists its product as uncharacterized. The transcript has 5 exons. Lineage: Eukaryota; Discosea; Longamoebia; Acanthamoebidae. The record is from RefSeq and is a predicted model, not a curated record. The coding region runs from base 1 to 1233 and encodes 410 amino acids.